AUGUACGGAGGUCCCAUCGAACUAUGGAAUACCUCUGGAGUGACCGACAUGAGUCUUGCCUUCCUAGCCGCAGAGGGCUUCACGGCGGAUCUAGCGCAAUGGGAUGUAUCAUCAGUCACAAAAAUGAUUGACAUCUUCUCUAGGUCAAAGGAAUUUGGGGCGGAUGUAUCCAACUGGAACACCUCCCAAGUGACAACACUGAAACGUGCCUUUGCAGAGACAGAAAACUAUGCGUCAGAUCUGUCCACUUGGGAUACCUCGCGAGUAUCUGAUAUGAACAGCAUUUGCUCCCAGUCUGUCAACUUUGCAGCAGACGUGUCCACUUGGAACACCUCGAGAAUAAGCAACUAG
Molecule: messenger RNA, 351 nt
Organism: Seminavis robusta
Lineage: Eukaryota; Bacillariophyta; Bacillariophyceae; Naviculales; Naviculaceae
Source: the annotation of a GenBank genome assembly